UUAACAGUGUAUUUUCUGGAAGCUAUAGGUGGAUUUUAUAUGACAAGUUCAGUGGUAUCAAUUGAGAAACAGUUCCAAAUUACAAGUCGAAUGUCUGGCUUGAUGGUAUCUGCUGGAGAUUUCGGUUAUAUUCCUUCUGUUAUAUUCGUCAGCUAUCUCGGAGGAAAAGGUAAUAGAGCGAAAUGGAUCGGUGGUGGAUGCCUGUUAAUAGCUUUUGCUAAUUUCUUGAUAAGCAUGUCUAAUUUUUUAUUUCCGGUUGGAAAUGCAAAUACUGUAAAUGCAACUGAAAUAUCGAGUAUUCGAAUUCUUACUGGUUCACCCUUCUCUAUGUGUAGUGUUUCUCUAAAUGCCCUUAGGAUUAAGAUUAAAAGUAUAAAAUGUUCAACUGAUCCGUCGAAUUCUGGUCCUUUUGUAAUGAUUUUUGUUGGCCUUCUAAUUCUUGGUAUUGGUCGAACCAUGCCAUUUUCACUUGGCCUUCCUCUUGUUGAUGAUAACGUAAGAGGAAGGAACCUUCCAGUUUAUCUUGCUGGGAUGUUUUUUAUACGCAUUCUUGGACCGGUACUUGGCUUAAUGAUCGGCAGUGUUACAAACAAGUAUUAUUAUUCAUUCAGUGCACCUCCUGGUAUCUCACCUCGUGAUCCAAUGUGGAUUGGAAGAUGGUGGGCUGGAUUUCUUGGCAUUGCUAUUAUUAUGUUUGGUCCAUCAUUAGCGCUUUAUUUUUUCCCAGUCCCUAAGAAGGUUCAAAAAAAAUUCAGUCUAGCACUGAUCGAUCGAAAUAUUGUCAAGGAUCAAGAAGGAAAUGCCAUAAUACCACAAACAAUAGCUGAAAAAUUUCAUGAUUUUGCUUCAACAAUAAAAGCAGUUUUGAAAGCUCCCGUAUACUUGGGUAUGCUUUUUGGUCGUAUUCUAGAUGUUCUCGCAUUUAAAGGAUUUUUCCUUUUUUUACCCAAAUAUCUCGAAGUUCAAUUUGGUAUGCCACAACAUAAAAUUAAUUUCUAUAUGGGUAUUAUCGGAGUAACUGGUUUUGCAACAGGUGUGGUUACAGGUAGCCUCGUGAUGCGAAAAUUCAAACUACGAGGUCGUAAAGCUGCAGCAUAUGUAACUAUUUGUUCGGCAGUAGCAGCAUGUCUUUCAUUUAUUAAUGCCGCUGUUGGCUGUAAAUCCGUGUUAAGUAAUAUUGGUGAUUUAUCUAAUCUUAUUCAACUACAUAUUCUGAGUUCUGAGACAUUUCAUUCAUCAAAAUUUAAGAAUAAUAUUUUUGGCGAAUUCAACAAUGCUUGCAAUGAACGAUGCAAUUGCGAUAGCGCUCCAUUGUAUCCGGUUUGCAAUUCCCGGGGAGAAUCGUUUUAUUCUCCUUGCCAUGCGGGUUGCGCACUUAAUUUCAGUGUAGUAAGCGAUUCAUUUGAAAGAGUAAGUAAUUUUAAAUAUGUAGCCCGUGAUUUUUGUAGUCAAGAUGACUGCGAAUCAAAAAUUGUCUUAUACUUGAUUAAUAUGGCGGUGAGUGGUAUUUUUGGCGGAAUGGGUUUAAUACCGAGUAUUCUGAUGAUCUUAAGGUUUAAUGCUUUCAUAUUACCAAUAUUAAAACUUGAAGAAAGAAAUAUUAAUAUUCUUUCUCUCUUUAUUUCAGCAACUUUACCUUCACCUGUAAUCUGGGGUUGGAUCAUCGAUAAAUCUUGCAUACUGUGGAAUAAUGUGUGUGGCGAUCCUGUUCGGGGUGCUUGUGCUAUCUAUGAUUCUGAUCAGUUACGUAUACAACUACAUAUGAUCUACGGGUUGAUGAGAACUGUUGGCUUAUUCGCAGAUCUUUGGGUUUUGUAUUUCGCGAAGAAUCUCAUAUUAAUAAGUGAGGAGAAAACUGGUUUCAAAAUAUGA
This is a messenger RNA of Dracunculus medinensis (Guinea worm), 1872 nucleotides long. The record is from the annotation of a GenBank genome assembly. Lineage: Eukaryota; Metazoa; Nematoda; Chromadorea; Rhabditida; Dracunculidae.